CAGGUGAACCUGGAUCUCACCUCCCUCCUCGACAGCGAGGACAAGAAGUCCAAGAACAAGCGAGGUGUCCUGCCCAAACACGCCACCAACAUCAUGCGCUCCUGGCUCUUCCAGCAUCUCAUGCACCCCUACCCCACAGAGGACGAGAAGAGGCAAAUUGCCGCCCAGACCAACUUGACCCUCUUGCAAGUCAACAAUUGGUUCAUAAAUGCCCGGCGGCGCAUCCUGCAGCCAAUGCUCGACGCCAGCAACCCGGACCCAGCCCCUAAAGCCAAGAAAAUAAAAUCUCAGCACCGGCCCACCCAGCGGUUCUGGCCCAACUCCAUCGCCGCAGGGGUCCUGCAGCAGCAGGGUGGCAAUUCGGGGACAAAUCCUGAUGGCUCGCUCAGCAUGGACAACCUCCAACCCCUCUCAUCGGCCACAGCCACCAUGGCCAUGCAGCAAGCCAUGCUGGCAGCCCACGACGACUCCCUCGAUGGCACCGAGGAAGAGGAGGAGGACGAGGAGGACGAGGACGAGAUGGAAGAGGAGGAAGAAGAAGAGGAAGAGCUGGAGGAAGAACCCGGUGGACUCCCAACGGCACCCGGCGCUGACCUCAGCUUGGACCACAGUGACUCGCUGGAAUAG
Molecule: messenger RNA, 627 nt
Organism: Pterocles gutturalis (yellow-throated sandgrouse)
Lineage: Eukaryota; Metazoa; Chordata; Aves; Pterocliformes; Pteroclidae
Product: homeobox protein PKNOX2-like
Exons: 4
Biological process (GO): regulation of transcription by RNA polymerase II
Molecular function (GO): RNA polymerase II cis-regulatory region sequence-specific DNA binding; DNA-binding transcription factor activity, RNA polymerase II-specific
Source: RefSeq, a predicted model, not a curated record